Messenger RNA from Phialemonium atrogriseum, 1272 nucleotides. RefSeq names its product aPHC-domain-containing protein. The record is from RefSeq and is a predicted model, not a curated record. Gene Ontology annotation, cellular component: endoplasmic reticulum membrane; prefoldin complex. Bases 1 to 1272 code for a protein of 423 amino acids. The transcript has 10 exons. NCBI's taxonomy places the organism in Eukaryota, Fungi, Ascomycota, Sordariomycetes, Cephalothecales, Cephalothecaceae. Gene Ontology annotation, biological process: protein folding; ceramide biosynthetic process; ceramide catabolic process.
AUGGCCAAUUGUUUCCAGAUACCGUACCGGAAGUCCCGGGAGGGCUUCUGGGGAGACCAAACCUCGACCCUGAACUGGUGUGGUGCUUACCUCGUUCUGAACCAGGACUACAACAUCACCAUGUACUGUGCCGAGCUGGUCAACACGGCGACCAACCUCGUGUUUAUGUGGCUAGGUCUCAAGGGCUUCCGGAAUUGCCUGGUGUACUCUCAUCCGCCCAUCUUCACUUUGGCAUACAUUGGGUACCUGGUUGUCGGUGCCGGUUCAAUGGCGUUUCAUUCAACCUUGAAAUACUCGAUGCAGCUAGUUGACGAGCUGCCCAUGAUCUAUACAACUUGUAUCAUGGCCUACGCCGCGUUGACAUACUCGAGAUCCGUUCGGUUCCGCGUCGUGACUGCGGCUAGCCUUGCUGCGCUUGCAUGGUGGAUAACGGACCACUAUCUUCGCGCGAAGGAUCCCGUCUUCCACCAGGUUGCCUAUGGGGUCAUGACAACGUCUCUCGUAACCCGUGGCAUAAUUGUCAUGGAGUACCAGCUUCGACCGGCAUUACGGCAACGAAAUCCAGAGGAGUGCGAUAAAAUCAUGAAGCAGAUGUGGAAGUUGACUGUGACUGGUCUCGGUAUGUUCUUGACGGGCUUCUUUGUUUGGAAUAUGGACAACAUCUACUGCCGCCAUCUGUUGGCGGCAAGGAAUCAUCUACUGCUGCCGUGGGCUGUGGUCCUCGAGGGCCAUGGGUGGUGGCACGUUUUAACAGGACUAGGUGACGAUGAGAGAUAUUCGUUUGUCAAAUGUCUCGUCAAUGGCCUGUGGGGUCAUGCAGAGUCUCAUUUGCAUCUCAUCAAGCACUUUCCAAACCACGAUCACCGCUGCCACAGGUCUUCACCUCGAGUCAGGCUUAGAAUCGCCAUGUCGAUAUCAAAUGAAGCUCUUCAGAAGCUCGUAAGAGAGAUCGAGUCGCAGGCGAUCGCUGCCCAACAGCAGAUCAGUCUCGUCAGGACACAGCUGGCGUCUAAGCAGCGAGAAAUGCGGUUGGCCCAGCUGACGCGAAGCGAGCUCUCGUCGCUCCCGGCCGACACCGCCGUCUAUGAGGGUGUUGGCAAGAUGUUCGCCGCAGUGCCGGUCCCGGAACUACAAGACAAGCUGGCAUCGCAGAUGAAGGAGAUGGAGACCGACGUCGAGGGCCUAGGCAAAAGGCUUCACUACCUAGAGAUGACAGCGAAGAACAGCCAGGACCACAUCGAGAAGAUGCUCAAGGGCGGAGUGCAGGCUUGA